Messenger RNA from Glycine soja, 2292 nucleotides. Its product is annotated as ankyrin repeat domain-containing protein 13C-like. Gene Ontology annotation, molecular function: protein binding. Lineage: Eukaryota; Viridiplantae; Streptophyta; Magnoliopsida; Fabales; Fabaceae. Gene Ontology annotation, cellular component: cytoplasm. Bases 128 to 1867 code for a protein of 579 amino acids. The transcript has 2 exons. The record is from RefSeq and is a predicted model, not a curated record.
UUUCUCCUACUCGUCAACCAAUUAAUCAAUACACAUAACGUUUAGUAACACCUCAUCCAAUCAGGUACACACUUUUACGUUUUAAGAACAAAAGAAAAAGACAUUACAUCGCAAUUUGCAAAUAGAGAUGGCGAAAUCGAGCAAAAAUCCCACCACGUCGUAUCCGGCGAUAAAGGCAGAGCAAUACUUACACAGCCCCGUUCACUACGCGCUGGCCAUUCGCGACCACACAAAGCUUUCCAGAAUCAUUUCUUCGCUUCCCCGAGUUCCCGACCCUGCCCGAGUCAUCACCGAGUCCGACUCGCUCAGUCAGGACCGAGUCGGGGAGAAAAUCUCCGCCGUCCUGGACCGCCGCGACGUCCCGUUCCGGGAGACGCCCCUCCACCUCGCCGUCCGCCUCAACGACUUCGCCGCAGCGCGCGCCAUAGCCUCCGCCGGCGCCGAUAUCUCCCUCCACAACGCCGCCGGCUGGAACCCGCUCCAGGAGGCGCUCUGCCUGCGCGCCUCUGACAUCGCGCAGGUCCUCGUCCGGCUCCACCACCGUGCCGCCUGGGCCAAGUGGCGCCGCCGCCUGCCGCGCCUAGUGGCGGCUCUCCGCCGCAUGCGUGAUUUCUACAUGGAGAUCUCGUUCCACUUCGAGAGCUCCGUGAUUCCCUUCGUCGGAAAAAUCGCUCCCUCCGACACCUACAAAAUCUGGAAGCGCGACGGCAACCUCCGCGCCGACACCACCCUCGCCGGCUUCGACGGUCUCAAAAUCCACCGCGCCAACCAGAGCUUCCUCUUCCUUGGCGACGGUGACGCCAUCGCAGGCGUCCCCGCUGGCUCCCUCCUCGUUCUCAACCGCGACGAUAAGAAAAUCUUUGACGCGUUCGAGAACGCCGGAGCUCCGAUGAGCGAUUCCGAUGCGGCGGGAUUCUGCUCGCAGAGCAGCGUGUACCGGCCGGGGAUGGACGUAACGAAAGCAGAACUCGUCGGAAGAACUAAUUGGAGAAGACAAGAGAAGAUGGAAAAUGUUGGAGAGUGGAAAGCUAGGGUUUAUGAAGUACAUAACGUGGUUUUCAGUUUCCGGUCACGGAAAGUUACUGGAGGCGAAUCCGACGUGGCAGGGAGCGAGCAGGUUUUACCAUUGGAGCUUGAUGAAGACGAAGACGGUUUUCUCGUUGCGGAAAAUCCGAGUUUUGGAAUGCCUCUCGGUAGUAACAAUUCCGAUAAGAGAAGACAUAGUAGUUUUGUGAGAGAAGAAAGAGAGUGGGUCCCAAUAGGGAGAAAAAGCGUGGAUUUGCCUUCCGUUUCGGUCGCGCCACCGAGGAGGUCAUCGGCGGCUGCGGCGGCUCCGGCUGCCCCACUGACGAAGGAGAAGGAGUAUUUGAGAAGUUUGAGGCCGGCGGUGUGGUUGACGGAGCAGUUUCCAUUGAAGACGGAGGAGCUGUUGCCGUUGUUGGACAUUCUGGCGAACAAGGUGAAGGCGGUACGGCGGCUCCGGGAGCUUCUCACGACGAAGUUCCCGCCGGGGAGUUUUCCAGUGAAGGUGGCGAUCCCGGUGGUCCCCACGGUAAGGGUGGUGGUCACGUUUACCAAGUUCGUGGAACUGCAACCUGUGGAGAAGUUCUACACGCCGUUAUCGAGUCCUACGCAUUUGCUCAAUGCAGAUGAUGAUGAUCCUUCUGGGAGAUCCACGUGUCUGAGAAGAACUAGUACUAGCCAUUCGUGGGGUGGGGGGAGUAAGCACCAACAACGAUCUUCUUCUUCUUCUGGGGCUUUGGAUUCGGACCCUUUUGCUAUUCCUGUUGGAUAUACGUGGACCAAUAAUGGGGAUGAUUCGUCACGGAAAUUGAACAAGUCCAAGUCCGUCAGAAAAUCCAAGUGAAAACGAACCACACAGCAACAUCAAGUAUGCAUUAUUGGGAAAGAUUUUGAGCUGAAAGAAUUCCACGAGAUAUGAACUAUACAUUGUAGCAAAUUGCAAUGUGCCAAAAGCUGCAUCCAUUAUUAUUGUGUAAAUAUCCCCGUAUUGUUUUUUUUAAUCAACUGGGGGCUUUGAGAUAACGUACGUGUUCAUAGAGAGGUUUCGCAGUAAGUAGUUUUUACAAGAUAGAACAACAUUAUUACUUGAGUCACAGUUUUGUUGUCUAUUUUCAGUUAUAUAGAAAUUUGCUGUGGUUUAAUUUUUCUUCUUUUGAAUGGGUGCUGGGUGCAGGGACAGAGAUCAAAUGUUUCUUGCUUGUUUUUUGUUAAGUUUCAAAUUGGUUCAAUGCUACUACCAUCCUUGUGCCCGAUUGAGGCCAAGUUCCC